Messenger RNA from Camellia sinensis, 1158 nucleotides. Lineage: Eukaryota; Viridiplantae; Streptophyta; Magnoliopsida; Ericales; Theaceae. The record is from RefSeq and is a predicted model, not a curated record.
CCUUACAAACAUCUAAAAAAUUUACAAUGGUAGAAGGUCCUGAGAGGAACAUUUGAUUCUUCUUUCUCUCUCAACAGGGCAUCUAAAAUUAUCACAGGAAGAGAGAGAGAGAGAGAGAGAGAGAGAGAGGCACAAUAUAGGUGGAACAGAGAAAGGGAGAAUGGGACUUCCAUCAUUCCUUGUAUUUCAUUCAAGAUUGUCUUGUUUGUGACUGAGUCUUCCUUUGGUGUAAGUGAUUUCCAACACUGCAGUAUUUCAUACCAUGUGUGUUAAUCAAAGAAAGCCAGUAUUACUUUCACAUAUUUCUUGGGGCAGAUAUGGAGACAAAAACCCUCAACUGCAAGUUUUUAGGACAUAGGUCUCAUUUAAAUUUGGGACUAGUUGAAUACAAAAAAGGAGUUUCUCCAACUCCCCGAGUACUAUCACUUCUCUCCUCACUUCUCGAAAGAACCAUUCAGAAGAACGAAAGAUCAUUCAAGGCAUCGGGUGGGAGAGAUGUCAUCACCAUCUUUAAUGGUUCUACAGCACCUGGGUUGAGUAUUGGGCAAUACAUCGAGCGCAUAUUCAAGUACUCAAGUUGCAGCCCUUCCUGUUUUGUUGUUGCCUAUAUAUACCUUGGUCGGUUUCUUCAAGAGAGAAAUGUCCGGUUAACUUCACUCAAUGCUCACCGGCUACUAAUUACUAGUGUUAUGUUAGCUGCAAAGUUUCUUGAUGAUGAAUGUUACAACAACAAGUAUUAUGCGAAAGUGGGAGGAGUGAGCACAGCAGAGAUGAACAAUUUGGAGGUGAAGUUUAUGUUUGAUAUACACUUCAGAUUACAUGUAACUCUUGAGACUUUCAACAGCUACUGUUUGUUACUAGAAAGCUACAAUAAAGGUCGCGAUUGAACGACAACCGAUUUAAGCUCCAUCUGUGGAUGGACUGAAAGAGCAGAACCCAACUGAACUGUGCACCCAACCACCAUUGCAGGGUACAUUUGUAGAGCCCAGAAUGUGGUAAAACCCCCUCUAAAAUUGUGAUGUUAGAUCAUUGUAUGAUACAAAACAGGAUUGAAAAGAGAAAAAUCAUUUUGACAUUAUUAGCUUUGUAAAUUAUAAGAAUGUGAAGAGUUGCUUACUUGAACAAAAUGAAAUGACAAGAACAUGAUGAGUAUAGACA